CGACUACCCUCCAGUCGAGCCAUGGCCGAGGGAGCGGAGCCGCCUGCCACCCCCGGGGCCGCCCCCGAGCAGCCCCACGAGGGGCAGCUGCCGUCGCGGGGCGCCCGCCUGCGACGGUUCUUGUGGCUGCUGCCGGCGCUGCUGCUGGUGCUGCUGUUGGUCGUGUCGCCGCGCUUCCUGCAGGACAUCGACAUCAGGGCGAGCCACAAACACGAAGAGAGGGGAUCAGGAGACUGCGUGAAGGAAGAUGAUUGCUCAGGUAGAAACUCUUCAGUCUGCCACCGCGAGCAGUGCCUGAUGGCGGCCAGUCGGAUGCGCACAAUGCUAAAUGCGGGUGUAAAUCCGUGCGAGGACUUUUACGGAUUUGCCUGCGGCAAAUGGAGCGAGCUUAACGCCAAAAUAGCGCCCAGCUUUAACACCCUGCAAAAGCACGUCGACCUCGAAAUACAGAUGCUUUUGUCUCGGGAAGCAAAGAAGAAGCAGGGGCCGUUCCAAAAGUUAGGUGAAUUUUAUCAAAGUUGCUACGAGAGCGCGAGAAGUGGCGGCAACGAGGCUCAAAUGUUCAGCUUGCUGAGAGAUUUAGGGGGCUACGUAGCCCGCAGCCACUCGCACAAGGUGAACCUGGCCGGGUUGAUCGGGAAGCUGCUCAAAAUGAACGGAGCGCCCAUUUUCGACGUAUACAUCGACGCAGACAUAAAUCUCAAGUCAAAAUUGGCCAUCUACAUUGACCUGCCGCACAAAGCCAAUGUGUUUGUCAAGCUGCUCAAGCUCGACCCAGUCUACAAGUGGUGGCAAAAAGCUAUGUACCACUCGCUGCAGAGCGUUCCCCGGAGAGGAAGGCGUAACGCCAACGAGCAGGGCAAAGCUUUCAACUACAUUAAAGCAACGGCGGAGGAGAAAAAGCUACUGCAGACCGAGAAACUGGCGCAACAGUUCGUGCCAACGUCUGUCUCGGACGCAACGAGGGCCUCGGAAGUGCAGCAGAUUCUGCUUUUCAUCUCCAUGCUGACAAAGAAUCUGCCGGGCGAGAAGGAAAUGGCUCUGCGAAUGCAGACGAGACAAACGGUUCCCGCAUUCACCAUUUCCGAUUUGCAGGGCAGCUUCAAGCAGGUUGACUGGAAGGAGUUAAUCCGCGACGUUUAUUCGCUCAACGUGACUGAAACCGACCACGUAUACGUGCUCGCGCCGCGCUACAUGCAUCGCCUCUUCAAUCUGAUCGGCCGCUUUGAUAUGAGUGUGCUGCAUAACAGCCUGCUAGUGCUCUUCGCACGAGAUACGCUGCUGGAGCUAGUUAACUCAACCGCAGUGUCCAAUUGGGAGUCCUACUGCACCCGCAUCACAACGAACGUGUUCACUGGCGCCGUGAGCGCCCUUUACGUGCGCCAGUACUCAAAGGGAUUUUUGCAAGAACUGCAGAGCAGAGUGGAACAUAUGUUUGAUCAGUUGAAACUCGGACUAGAAGGCAGAAUCGAGACCUCCAUCUGGUUAGACGAGCCUUCAAAAGUGGCGGCACUCUCGAAACUACGAGCGCUCGAUGGCCACUUUUUCACGUGGCCACAUUUUUGGAAUGAAACCUACGUUGACUUCAUGAUGAGCGAGUUGAACAUUCUAGAAAACGACUUUUUUUGGAACGUAAUUCGCAGAUACCAGCAACUGAGGAUGUUCAAUGGCAGCCUGGAAGAUCAAAGCUCUAACGACAAAAGGUGGGCUUACCCUUUCGUGGUGAACGCUUUUUACGAGCAGAGCAUCAACAGCAUAGUAAUUCCGCUGGCGGUGCUGACUGAGCCCUACUUCCAGCAAGACAUGCCUCGCUUCAUUCCCUACGGAAAAAUGGGGCUAAUUUUCACGCAUGAAAUUCUGCACGCCUUCGAUCUUCUUGGGGUACAAUUCAACGAGCACGGGGAGAAGGAACUAUGGCUCUCAGAGCGAUCGCAAGCGGCCUUCAAGGAGCGACUCGAGUGCGUGGCUGAUCAGUACAAAAGCACGUUCACCAAGAGAGUGCCCUUCAUGGGCAAUCAGGUCGAAGUCGAGUUUGACUGGAACAUCACCAUUAAUGAAAACAUGGCCGACAUCAGCGGCUUACACAUCGCUUAUGGAGCAUGGCGCAGAGAGCAGCUUCACCUCGGAUACUCGGAUCCAACUCUGCCCAACAUAGAUUUGAACAAAGAGCAGCUUUUCUUCGUUAGUGCUGCUCAGGCUUACUGCACGAAUUUAAGCGCAGAGGACUACAUUGUGCUUGUUGAACUCGAUUUUCACACCCCGUUUCCCGAGAGAGUGAACGGGAUUAUGAUGAACUCGGAGGAAUUCGCCAGUGCAUUCCAGUGUGCUGUCGGCACGCCGAUGAAUCCGGAGCGCAAAUGCAUCUUAUGGUAAAAACAUUGAUGAGUGAGAGGAGGUUUCUGCACACUCCAGAAUGAGCGUCGCUCGAGUCCAGUGGCACGCUUUAGUGCGUCAAAGUUAAUAGCUCGUAAGAAUGUUGGCUAUACACACUCACAUUAUGCUGCUCGCAGACUCCAUCUGCCGCAUUUUUAAAAAUAAAAAAGCACGCUGCUUCGAAUCGCGUGUGCAUAUACCAAGUUUGUGAUGCAGUCUGUUAAAUAAAGAGAGUCGCACUGUUUUCAAAUGUUGCACGCCAAUGGAUCGUUAAAAAUGUGUUGACAUGUUUUCAAUAAAUUUGUCAAAAAAUCACCUCUCGUGUGUUUUCCCACAAGUUACGUAAACGCA
Messenger RNA from Cloeon dipterum, 2724 nucleotides. Its product is annotated as endothelin-converting enzyme 1-like. Gene Ontology annotation, molecular function: metalloendopeptidase activity. Gene Ontology annotation, biological process: proteolysis. The record is from RefSeq and is a predicted model, not a curated record. Gene Ontology annotation, cellular component: plasma membrane. The coding region runs from base 22 to 2373 and encodes 783 amino acids. NCBI's taxonomy places the organism in Eukaryota, Metazoa, Arthropoda, Insecta, Ephemeroptera, Baetidae. The transcript is spliced from 17 exons.